Molecule: messenger RNA, 3204 nt
Organism: Sitophilus oryzae (rice weevil)
Lineage: Eukaryota; Metazoa; Arthropoda; Insecta; Coleoptera; Curculionidae
Gene: Rubicon
Product: run domain Beclin-1-interacting and cysteine-rich domain-containing protein
Exons: 10
Coding region: 332-2968 (878 amino acids)
Cellular component (GO): intracellular membrane-bounded organelle
Molecular function (GO): phosphatidylinositol phosphate binding
Source: RefSeq, a predicted model, not a curated record
AAGAAUAAAAGAUAAAAGAUAAAUUUUCUUCUUUUAGAUAUUAUCAUUUGACUCUACUCACGAGAUAUCCGAUCUGCGAGAAUUCGAUAGUAGUUGGUUGUAGCUGCCCUCCGUCAGGUUUAAAAAACGCCAGGGUCAUCAUAGCAAAGAGAAGAAGACAAUUUGUCCAAUUCGACUUUUGACAUUAGUGAUUUGACAAAUGGAUGUUAUGAUUUGGAUAUUUAAUAAAAAUAUUUAACAUGUAGUUACCAAAAAUAAUAAGAUCAAUUAAAAUUGAUUUAUAAAUAAAACAUACAUAAGUUCGAUAUAUAUUAUAAAUAUAUUACCAAAUAUGGUUGAUACAGUAGUAUAUCAACAAUACUUGCAAAGCUUAAAAAGUACCGUUGAAAGUUUAUUAGUAACACAAGUAGCAAAUGUUUGGUCCAUAUAUGGGGGCUUAAACAGGUUGUACUUAUGUUUGGAGAAAAUAUUCAAGCAUGGGUGUAAAGGCAUAUCACAGGAAGGUGUAUUCUUCAAUUUUAUUCAAGGUUUAGAGUGGCUGCAGCCUGAGCCUUCAAAAAAUUAUUUUAGUGUUGAUUGUGAAUACCACCCCCAAAUACCGGCAUUGUUAAAAAAUGACAAGUCUUUAAUUUGGUUGUAUAAAAGUUUGGAAUCCCACACAUUAUCAACAAAACUUUCAUGGUUACUGCUAGAAACUUCUCAUCUACAUUCCUGUUAUGAGUCUUGGGCCUUUCUGUGUCAAAAUCAGUAUGCUGAGGCUACAUUGAUAUGUUUGAAAGCUGUAGAACGUAAUCAAGUAACGUUCCUUUCAGAAAUUAACCCUUGUCUGUUUUUAAAAAAUGCUAAUACACAAGGGUUUGUUAAGACUCAUCGGAGGUGUUUUUCUUUUCCUGAAAGCCACUUAAAAUUUAGUGGAAAAACUAAGAACAACUCACUUAAAGAUAUACCAGAUCAAAAUACUUUACCAACUGGAACAAUAAAUGAAGACAAAGAAAAACUGAUUUUAGGGAAAUUGAAACCUUGGUCUAGUUUACCAGCAUUGCAAAUUGAUAGUGAAAUUAAAAUUAAAGGAAAUAAAGGAUACUUCCUGAGUAGGACUACACCAAACACUCCAAUUCAUACUAAAAAAAUAUCUCCCAGCUUACUAAAAGUAGAUUAUAAUGCGUUACAGCCAAGAACAAAUAAGGCAACUUUGAAGAAACCAGUUAGAAAAGAAAAAGAACCAGAAACUAAAAUUCGAAGAAUUGUUAUAAAUACUAGUAAUAUAAUAGAACAUACACCAUGUUCAAGUACCUAUCAAAGGAAUGGUGGGGUUCAGUUUGAUGAGACUAUGGGUAGUUCCGGUACAUAUGAAAGGGAUGAUAGAUUUAAAGGAUUUUUAUCACAUAGUCCACUUUCCAUGGUCGAUAGUUUUUUACCAAUGCAAGGUACAAAAGAUUACAGCAGACAUCGACCUAAAAGAUUCAUCGAGGAUGGUGGAAUGAGCAUUCUUCCAAUGGCAACGGGAUACUUUCCCAAACCUACUAAAGGUCAAAGUUUAACAUCUUUCCUAACAUCAAGUAAAUUGGCUAGAAGCAAUGCUGAGUUAGACAGGGAAAAUGCACAUUUUAGUAUAUCAGAAGCUAUAAUAUCAGCUAUGGAACAGCUCAAAUGUAAUAGAGAUUUAAAUUUGGUAAGCGAUGAGCAACUGGAUGAUAGUGAUCCAGAAAUUAUGGAUUUAAAGCAAAGAAUUCGAUUGAGAAGACGACAGAGGUAUAUGGAGACUAAGGGAAAACAGUGGUGUGGGUAUAUAAUUAGUGACGAGAGAACAGAUACCACUGUAAGUCCUAAAUCGACACCUCCAGAUACGGCAUCAUAUGUUAGUAGUUCGGAAGAUAUUGAUGAUAUAGAAAUUGAUGAAGCCACUGCAAACUUAGGUGAAAGUCAAGGCUUGUCUAUGUCACUAGCGUCUCUCUAUUCCGACGCCGAUAUUGUGAAGAAGCCCAGAGGAGUGCCCGAUGGAGCAUCUGACAUACUCAGCGCUGAAGGUGUAGCUCUAUCGCUCAUUAGUAAAUUUAACGAAAAACAUUUACCCAAAGCCUCUGAUUUGGAGUGGUUAGUAUCGGAAGAAGACGCUCCUCAAGCUCUAUUGCCGUUACCAAAAAGUUGGCCAGUUGAUUUGGAAAAGCCUACAACACCGCUGAGAGGGACCAAAGAUUGGGCUCCACCGAGACCCCAAAUUGUAUUAGCUUUACAUCCUGCGCCAGCAAGGAAAGCUUUGAUGGAAAAACAAAAUUAUCGGUGCGCAGGAUGCGGUAUGAAAGUGGCCCAAAAGUACGCUUCUAAAUACCGCUAUUGUGACUAUUUGGGAAAAUAUUUCUGCACUGGAUGUCACAAAAACCAAGUUGCCUUGAUACCGGCCAGGGUAUUAUAUAAAUGGGACUUCAAAGGGUAUCCUGUGUCUACGUUCUCUUACAAACUAUUAGAACAAAUGUAUUUUGAUCCUUUGUUCAGGAUCUUUGAACUAAAUACGAAUAUUACAAAAUUAUGUAGCAAUCUCGAUUUUAUUCGAAAAUACCGACUAGGAUUGUGCUAUCUGAAGGAAUAUAUUGUUACCUGUCGUUUUGCUGAAACGAUUCAAGAAAGACUGGAACAAGAUUUACCUUCGUACUUUUUAAGUAAACUUGACGAAUACUCCAUGGAUGAUCUAGUCAAUAUAAAGAAUGGGGAUCUGAAAACCAAAUUAAAAUUUUUGGUAGAUAUAUGUUGCAGACACACGUCUGAGUGCAAGUUAUGUCUUGCAAGAGGUUUUAUAUGUGAAGUUUGUAAAUCAGAUGAAGUUAUUUUUCCAUGGCAAAUGAGAAUUGUAUCUAGGUGCAUUAAGUGUUCAACUUGCUAUCACACUAAGUGCUGGAAGCCUACAGAACAAUGUCCCAAAUGUAGCAGAAUUAUUAAGAGAAAAGAGAGUACAAGUAGCACCAGUAGAUAGCUUUUAUUUAAAUAUGUUAUUGAACAAACUAAAUACAAAUUUAGUUUUUAUUUCAGUAAGUAAUUAUGGUACAUAUUAUUUUUGACCCAAUUUAUAUAAUGUUAGAAAAACAUGACACUGUAAUUUAUAUAGAGCAUAACAAAUUUAAUCAAAAUAUUUUAUAUUUUUAAUGUUAGAUCACAUAUUGACAAAUUUGUAUUUUUGAGAUGAUAAAAUAAACACAUUCUAAUGAAAAC